Bathycoccus prasinos is the source of this 762-nucleotide messenger RNA. RefSeq lists its product with no specific name. The record is from RefSeq and is a predicted model, not a curated record. The coding region runs from base 1 to 762 and encodes 253 amino acids. Gene Ontology annotation, biological process: protein targeting to ER. Gene Ontology annotation, cellular component: mitochondrion; endoplasmic reticulum. The transcript has a single exon. NCBI's taxonomy places the organism in Eukaryota, Viridiplantae, Chlorophyta, Mamiellophyceae, Mamiellales, Bathycoccaceae.
AUGAGCAACACUGCGAAAGAGACGACGACGACCGGCAAUAAUAGUAACAAAGAGAAGAAAGAAGAGAAAGGUAAAACGAUGGAAAUGGUGAAAUCAAAAGCGAACAAGAUUAUUGACGACGACGACGAUAAAGAAGAAGAGGAUGACCUCCCGAAACCUCCGCAAUUGAAACCGAAAAUGUUCAUCGCCCCGAUCGUCCUCAUGGGAAGCAAACGCUUAGGCAUCGAUUGGAACGACGAAGAGACCAAGACGAAAAUCCGGAUGGCGUUUACAAUUUCCGUGACAUUAUGUUACGUAGUCAUCUUCUACAUGUACAAGCAAGUGAAAAGGAAGGAGAAAAAAUUGAGCGAAGAUACCGUGGAGGUUACGGCGAAGGACCCGUACAACAACGGCGAGGAGAAGAAGGAGACGUUGACGUAUUUCGAACACGAUUUGAGAGAGGUGAAGAAAGCGGGGACGAGCCAGGCGUUCGGGUUUUUGAUGACGUCGGUGUUGCAUUUUUAUUUCAAGUUGAAUCCGCCUAUCGUGUUGCAAUCGAUCAUGUUGCCGCUGAACAUGAUGGAGACGCCGGCGUUUCAAGUGCACGUGCUCGGAAAAGACGGGAGUUCGAAUAAAAAGUUGCAAAGGCCGUGGAUGCCGGAGGAGAAACCGAACCCGUUCGCGGAUUUGGCGAAAGUGAUGAGUCCGCCUCCUGCGGAAAAGAAGAAGUCGGAGAAGGAGGCGAAGAAGAACGGGGAGAAGGAGGACGCAAAGAGGAAAUAA